UCUAACAUUGAAAACUUUCUUGCUUCUUCUCUUUAAUAUUGGUUCAUAAGGGAUCAAACUUUUUAAGGACAAGUAAUACAGUGACAGAAUAAAUGGAAUCAUGAGGGCAGAGUUACGGGGUACGAGAUUUGGCCGAUCAAAUUAUUCAUUUCUUUUAGUAACACUGUUUUUCAUUUCUGCUAACAUCGUGAAUUCUACUAUUUUAUAUGGACAAAUCGAGGAAAACGCACCGGCCGGAACGUUGGUCACUGGAUUACCAUUUGGAGACAAAUGCCAAGAUUCCAAAAUACCAGAACUAAAACCAACUUUAACAGGGAAGUUCUCCUCGGAUUUUUCGAUUGAAUAUCUGGAGAACACUGGAUUCGUUUUAAAAACCACCAAAAGUUUUGACGGGGAAUUCCAAUCGCGCUAUACAGUGAGCGCGCGCCUGUCGGGUUGCAAGAACGCGAAUGAGAACGUGACGAUUAUAAUUAAUAUAGUCCCUAAGAACGACAGCUCACUACAAUUAAAAUUAAAAAACGAAAUGAAAGAUGGCCAUACCCAAGGGAGGAAGCCAAGAGCCGUCUCUGAACAAUUGACAUACACCGUUACGGUGUCUGAGAAUGUGAAAGUCGGAGACUUGAUCUUUACGGUACCGGAGCAGAGGUUCGAGAAAAAGUGGUUCGAUGUGCUUUCGGAGGGAAACUCUCCGGUUCAGAUGGAGAGAGAGUCGGGGCGCGUGUACCUAGCGCACCGUUUGGUAAAAACCGCCGAGGUCAUGGUUAAGAUCCACAACAUGAGAGGUGAAGAAUGGUACCUGUGCAGACUGACUCUGAUGCCUCCCAACCUCUCAAAUCUACAGUGGGCUAUGUUCCCCUACCCCUACCUCGCGGCCAUCGGUCCAGACACCGGUCCCGGCUAUGUGGUUUACAAGCUCGUGGCCCGAAGUGGCGAUGGUUUGAUGGGAUCAGCUCACUUCCUGUUGGUUGAUGGUGGGGAGGAUUCUUUUGAGGUUGACAGAAUCACAGGAGAAGUGAGGACCACAGGCCGACCCUUAACCCCUAGUAAGGAGUACACGUUAACCAUUCAGGCCGUGGACUUGCAGGGCAGGAAGGGACAGCACGCCUCUGUCUUCAUACUGGCUGGCUUCCGGCCCCCUCAGUUCACCAACACCACCUACACGAUCUACGUCCCAGAAGGCACUGGGGUGGGCCAAGCGGUGGCAUUGGUCCAGGCUAUCUCAUUCCAGAGAAAGACCCUGUCCUAUAUGCUGUUGGUGAAUCCAGGCAACCUGUUCAGUAUAAACCAGGAAAGUGGCGCCCUCAGCUUGACUCGUAGCGUGGACUAUGAGAGCGGGCAACAUCUUCACCACCUGCAAGUCAGAGCCUCUGAACCAGACACAGGCCUAAGCAACAUGGCUGAGGUGGUGGUACACAUCACAGAUGAAAAUGAUUGCACGCCAGAGUUUAUGCACUCCAUUUACAGUCGAGACAAUGUCCCUGAGACCACUCCUCCUGGUACAUCACUGCUACAAGUUCUGGCGAGAGACUGUGAUACAGGCCUGAAUGCUGAACUUUCUUACUUCAUCCAGAGCGUUGACUUUGACAUCUCAUCUCAUGGAGUGGUGAGCCCCAGUCAGAGGCUGGAUUACGAGAGACCUAAUCACAUGUACGAGUGUGUAGUGGUGGCUGUAGACAAGGGAACCGCCCCUCGCACUGGAACCGCCUCCAUUCGCAUCCGCAUGGCCAACGUGAAUGAUGAAGCCCCUGUAUUCUCUCAGACAAUCUAUAAAACCUUUCUUUCGGAGGAUGCCGGCCCAGAGACACUGGUAGCUAUUGUUCACGCCAAGGACCCCGAUGGAGACGGCGUGACGUAUGCCAUCACCGGCGGUAAUGAAGACAGUAACUUUGAACUGGACAACCAGAAGGGGAUAAUCAAACUGCGUCGCAGCCCUCCACCUAAACUGCGCGGACCUCAGUACGUUCUGAACGUCACGGCAACCGAUGACAACGCAGCUGGUGGGCCACUUCCUCUCAGCAGCUCCGCGCAGAUCAUCGUUGGCAUCAAUGACAUCAAUAAUAACAAGCCUGUGUUUGAUGAUUGCCAUGACUACAGCGUGAAUGCAUUGGUUCUGGAGAAUCAGCCCCCUGGCACUUUCGUUCUGCGUGUGCAGGCACACGACGCCGACACCGGGGUCAACGGGGAGGUCAAGUAUGGGAUCAUGCAGAGAGACGGCGCCUCACCAGGGUUCACAAUCAACCCCGACACAGGUGUGAUCAGUACAGUGGUAACUUUUGAUCGUGAGAGACAAAGAGAGUAUUCCCUGUCAGUAUCCGCCACAGAUCAAGCUCAAGAACCCCUCAUCGGCAUUUGCCAGAUUACCGUCCUCAUCGCUGACCAAAACGACAAUGACCCAAAGUUUGAAAACAGCCGCUAUCAAUACUUUCUGCGAGAGGAUACACCGGUGGGCACCAGCUUCCUGAGGGCGGCCGCUCACGAUGAUGAUCAGGGGACCAAUGCGGCAAUCACCUACUCACUCUCACGACAGAACCCAGCUUACUUUCACAUCAACCCCAGCACUGGUUGGAUCUACGUCAGCCAUCCCAUCUCACAGACGUCACGGAUCAGCCAGCAGAUCAUCGCUACAGACGGAGGCAAUCGGAGUAGCUCGGUGGACCUCACUGUCAUCAUCACCAACGUGCACAACCAGCCCCCGCAGUGGGAACAAGCCGAAUAUUGGGUCACAAUCCCAGAGAACACGCCACGCGACACCAAGAUAGUGACAAUAAAGGCAACCUCUCCUCUUGGUGACCCGAGGGUGACUUAUAACCUAGAGGAGGGUCAGGUUCCUGAGACCAAUAUGCCUGUGCGCUUUUACAUCAAACCGAACAGGAGAGAUGGUUCUGCAUCCAUCCUGGUGGCAGAGAAUCUGGAUUACGAGACGACACGUUUCUUUACGCUACGGGUUCGCGUUCAGAAUGUGGCGGCUGUACCCCUAGCAUCCUUCACAACUGUUUAUGUUAACAUCACAGAUGUGAAUGACAACGUUCCUUUCUUCAUGUCGUCCACAUACGAGGCAACAGUGCCUGAGGGGGCUGAGAUCGGCACAUCAGUGGCACAGGUCUCGGCCACAGAUUUGGACUCUGGUCUCCAUGGCAUGAUUAACUACAUCAUCCUUAAAGACCAAAGUGGCGACUCACAGUUCUUUAGCAUUAAUUCCUACACGGGCAUCAUCCACACCCGGGCAACCUUCGACCGUGAGCAGAAAAGUUCCUACUUGAUCGAGGUCCAGUCUCAGGACAGCUCCGAGUCUGCCCGACCCAGUCAGCAGGGCCAGCCUAACACAGACACGGCCUACUUGAGGAUUUUCGUCACCGAUGUGAACGACAACGCUCCAGCGUUCUCUCAACCCGUGUACGAGAUCAGCGUGGAGGAAGAUAAGGAAGUGGGCUUUGUGGUCAUCACCGUUACAGCCAACGAUGACGACGAAGGUGCCAACGCCAAGCUGCGCUACCAAAUUACCUCGGGGAACACCAUGGGCGCCUUCGAUGUGGAGCCAGAGGUCGGCACCAUCUUUAUUGCCCAGCGGCUGGACUACGAGCAGGUGCAGAGAUAUGAGUUACGGCUGGUCGCGUCGGAUGGAAAAUGGGAAAACCAGACGAUGGUUGUGAUCAAUGUCAUCAACCAGAACGAUGAGGCGCCUAUUUUCACUCAGACCGAGUACCAAACCAGUGUCACAGAAGAACUGACAGAUCUUCCAGUCUUUGUACUUGAGGUCUCAGCCACAGAUCCUGAUCAAGAGGCGGACCAGAGUGCAGUGCGGUAUUCUCUACAUGGACAGGGUGCCGAUAGCGAAUUUACCAUAGAUGAGUUGAACGGCAGGAUCUAUGCCCAACGCCGUUUAGACCGCGAGGUUCGUUCGGCCUGGCAGUUCCUUGUCCUGGCUACGGAUGAGAACGGGUCUGGUCUAACCGGGUUCGCUGAUGUACUAGUGGAUGUGCAGGAUAUCAACGACAACGCACCUGUCUUCCUGUGUUCUACCGAUAACUGCUUUUUAGGUCACGUGCCUGAGAACUCCCCAGCCGACACUCCCAUAAUGGAGAUGCGGGCCACCGACCUAGAUGACCCGAAAGCUGGCAAGAACGCUAUCCUCACCUACAGAAUUGUGCAAAACGUGCGCAACGAGAUCAACCUAAACCUUUUUUCCAUCAAUCCAGCUACAGGGACUAUUUAUACUGUCCUGCGCUCUUUGGACAGGGAAGUGGUGGACCGAUAUCUUGUUGUUGUGGAAGCUCAGGAUGGGGGAGGUCUUUCGGGAACGGGAACAGCCACCAUUGUAAUUUCUGAUGUCAAUGAUCAUCCUCCAGUGUUCACCCAGAAGGUCUACAUGGCGUCUAUGCCGGAAAACUUGGACAUCAACAGCGAGGUAGUGGUAGUGGCUGCAACAGAUGGAGAUGAGGGUGAAAAUUCGGCGAUGACUUUCAGCAUCAUUGGGGGCGAUGAAGAUCGCAAGUUCUUUAUAGAAACUGACAAGGUUAACCGACGUGGUGUGGUGAGGCUGAAAAAGAAGAUAGACUUUGAGAAACCACAUGAACGCACCUUCAAUCUGACAGUGAAAGUAGAAGACGCUGACUUUUUUAGCCUGGCUUUCUGCAUCAUCCAAGUGGAAGACUCUAAUGACCAUGCACCAGUUUUCUUCCCACAGUUCUACGAGGCCGGAUCCAUGUUUGAAGAUGUUCCCAUUGGCACCAUUGUGGCGCAGGUGACCGCCAUGGAUAUGGACUCUGGCCAAAAUGGGAGGUUCAUAUACAGCAUCACCCCAGAAUCCGACCCCUUCCAGCAGUUCUUGGUGGAUAAGGGUGGUUGGGUCGUAGUUGCAGACUCUUUGGACCGGGAGAAGGUGUCCCAACACAGAAUCAUGGUUAUGGCAACAGACAUGGGCAGCCCUGCUCUGACCGGCUCUGCUAUUGUGCUGGUAACCGUGCAGGACGUUAAUGACAACGGGCCAGAGUUCGAAGCUCCCUAUCGGCCCAUUGUGUGGGAGAACACUGCCGCACCAGAGAUCGUUCACAUGAAUGACACUUCAGUUCUGCUUAAUGCCAUUGAUAAAGACACCUCGUCUAACGGAGGGCCUUUUUCUAUCCGUCUACUGAUGCUGACCUCUGACGUUACUAAUUUUAAUUUGACUGACCUGCGAAAUGGUAGCGCCAAGAUUACCGCUCUUCGCACCUUUGACCGGGAGAAGCAGAAACAGUAUCUUCUUCCCAUCCUGAUGAUUGACAGCGGCUCUCCACCAAUGAGUUCCACAAGUACACUCACGGUCAUAAUCGGAGAUAAGAAUGACCAUCCUCAUGCAGCAGGACACAGCGAGUUUAUAGUGUACAGAGUGCAAGGUAUGCUCCCCACCACGGUGCUCGGACAGGUUCAAUCCCCUGACCUUGAUGAUUGGAGCGAAAAGACGUACAAGUUUGAAGGCAAACCCCCCAGGCAGUUUAGUGUGAACCACAACACGGGUCAGUUGAGUAUCAGAGAGGGCACACCAGCUGGAUUCUACAGCUUGCAGGUGAGGGUGGCAGAUAAGAGCUGGCCUGAUGUCACCUCCUCAGCUGAGGUCACGGUGAUGGAGCUGGAUGAGGAAACGCUAAGGAACGCUGGCUCUCUUAGACUAGCCAACCUGAGUGCAAAUGAGUUUUUCCAGGCGUCUGGGAAUAAGGAGAGCAGAUACAUGCGUCUCAGACAUCUCUUAUCUGAGCUCCUUCAGACAGACCUGGGAAAUGUAGAUGUCUUCAGCGUGGCCAACGGCAGCCAGUCGGCACAGCAUCACCUCAGCGUGUGGUUCGCCGCUCAUGGCUCCCCAUACUAUAAACCUGAGAAACUCCACGCCUAUGUGGCCAUGCACAAAGCUAAGUUGGAGUCGGCUCUGGGUGGGACCAUUCUACAGGUCGGGGUGGAUGAGUGCACCUAUACAGACUGCAGUCAGACCGGAGGCUGUUCCAGCAAGGUCACAUUCAGCAAAUCCCCUACGACACUAAACAGUGGAAAUGUCUCUCUUGUUUCGGUUUCGGCCAAAGCGAACGCACAGUGUGGCUGUCUCGGCCGAGAAAGUGUACACCUGCAGUGUUCCUCAUACCUGCGUAACCCCUGUCUGAACGGAGGUACCUGUUUGAACACUGAUCUGGGCUACAGGUGUAAGUGUCCCCCCAUGUUUGAUGGACCGGAAUGUCAGCAAACCAAACAUAGUUUCUUAGGCAAUGGUUAUGCUUGGUUUCCUCCCAUAACGCCUUGCUUUCAGAGCCAUAUUUCUCUGGAGUUCAUCACAGAAGUGGCCAAUGGACUGCUGUUUUACAAUGGACCAAUGGGAGCAGCUCAGCCAGGAGAAAGAGAGGAUUUCAUCGCACUGGAGCUGAAAAAUGGAAUGCCCUUGCUGAGUGUGAAUCAUGGUUCGGGGACGCUCACGUUGCAGCUGCCCGCAAGAUCCACCGUCGCUGACCGGCGCUGGCAUCAUCUCGACAUCAUCAGUGACGGCAAGACCGUGCAGAUGAUUCUGGAUCACUGCUCUGGUGCCGUGAUGAGCGAGGUGGAAGGUCUGGGAGUGGGGAUGUUGGAGAUGGAUCAAUCGGUGUGCAAGGCCUCAGGAGAGACUCCAGGCGGCGAGAGGUUUUUUGAUGUCUACCAACCUCUCCAGCUGGGCGGGGUUAAAGAGACCCAUCCAUUCCGUAGGUCACACUCCCCUUACAAGGGCUUUGUAGGAUGUGUAAGAAACCUGAUCGUGGACAGUCAGGUGUAUGACCUCAGCAGCCCGGCAGAGAGCGAGAACACCACCCCAGGAUGUAGGAUAACAGACGGCGUAUGUCUGACAGCUGGAGGGCCCUCAUGUGGCGUCCACGGGAAGUGCUUGGGGGAAUGGGGCUCCUUUAGCUGCGACUGCCAUUCUGGAUACAGCGGACACAAAUGUGAUAAAGCUCUUCCUGAGUGGUCCUUUGAGAAGGACAGUGUUCUUAGGUACCAGCUGAGAGGCGGUGGAAGUCCACGGAAAACUCAAGCUCAUCUACUUCUCAGAACACGUUCCUCCGCAGGAAUCCUGCUCAGCAUGUCCUCCCGAGACUCCAAUGAGUUUAUUAUCCUGGAAAUAAUUGAUGGAUGUCUCAGUGUGCGCUGUAAUCUUGGAGACGGUGCUCACGCUUUGGAACUCAAAGGCCAGCGUGUGAACCAUGGGCAGUGGGUCCUAGUCAGCCUUCAUCGCCAUGACAACAUCUUCAUUCUUCGACUGGAGCAGGGCGGAGGUUCACGAGAGGUCACAGGAGUCCUUGGACAGAAGAAAGAUAUAGUGGUGCAUCCCUCCAGCGUGUUUUUGGGAAACAGCGGCACUCCAAACGCUCAUGGAGACUUUCAAGGCUGUAUGCGGGAUGUGAGACUAAACGGUCACUCUCUACCGCUGGAUGGUCAGGGCACAGAGUUCAGUACGGUACUGGAGCGCCGUGGUGUCUUGCCCGGCUGUCACUCUGAUGCCUGCAGUGCCAAACCCUGCCUGAGCCCGCUAUACUGUGUCGACCUGUGGAGAAAACAUGAUUGCAGGUGUCCAGCCAAUCAGGUUGCUGUGAUGGAUGAGGUCGCGGGCUUUUUGCAUUGUGCCCCCUCCCCCUGCGGCCCCACCACAUGCCGUAACGGUGGCACCUGUCUGCCCCACACCACCAAGAGCUACCAGUGCCGCUGUCCUGAGGGUUUCAGGGGUCAGUGGUGUGAGAUCGGCCAGGUCAAAUCUCUUCGGCUUGCCGCUCUCAGUCCAAGCUCCAUCCUGGCAAUCAGCAUGUGCCUGCUCGUCUUUUUCGGUGUGCUCGUGGCAGUGACAGUAUGGAAUCAGAAGGGCAGUCGGAAUAAGUUUCGCAAGCGAGGCGUGUACCACAUCCCGGCAGAGCAGGAGAGCUGGGAGGACAUCCGGGAGAACAUCCUCAACUACAACGAGGAAGGAGGAGGAGAGCAGGACCAGAACGCCUAUGACAUCACUGAGCUGAAGAGGCCGCUGUGUUCCAGUCUCUCUCAGUCGUCCUCCUGCACCACCGCACCUCUCAUCAAGUCCUCUCAGGGCUCCCAGGAGGAGGUCCACCCCUGCGGGAACAUCGCCAACGGAGCCGCCCUACCCUACCACCACAGUGCCAACUGCCCCGCCCACUGCUCAAUGGACUUCAAGAGCUACGUGUCACGCAUCAUCUGGGAGGCCGACAACGACAGCGUGUCCUUCCCCAUGGACACCUACAACGUGUACUGCAUCGAGGGAACGGGCUCCACAGCGGGAAGCCUCAGCUCUCUGGGAUCGGCCAUCUCAGAGGAGGACUUUAGCUAUGACUCCCUACAGCAAUGGGGAGCAAAGUUUGAAAGGCUGAGCGAGCUUUACCGUAGGCCGGAUAUGGCCAUACCCUAUAUGGAUACGAUGCCAUGCCAAAGCCAGGAUCUUUCUACCAUCCAGGUCCAGGAACAGCAUCAAUAACCCGACCCUUCAAUCCUAGAGUUAGUUUUGCGUGUUUUUGUUGAUAGGGAACAAAUGGAACUCUACAGAAAUGUGUCCGGUUUCUGAUCAUUUGUGGUGCAUUCACAAAGCUUUAAAGAGCAACUUGAGUGGAAGAUUGGAUUUGCUUUAUUUAUUGAGUGUGUCUAAGAGAACUAUUAAAUGAACUUAUAUUUAUUUUUGCUCUGAGAUGAUACGGAACAAAGCCAGUGAGCCACCACGUGUCCUGUCACCAUGAAGAACAUGGUACGCGUUCAUGUCACUUACAUAUUUCAGAAAGGACGCGAGUAAUGCUGCAGUCCAUUUAAUUCAGAAAUGUAAAGCUUCCAUCCAAACCAAUGGAGUUGUACACAGAUAAUGAUAAGCAAUCACUUUCAAUCCAAUUAUCAAAAUCAAACAAAAUUUUACAAAUGAAAAACAUUCAUAUAACAUAACACGUUUGGAAAAUGUUUGCAUAGAAAGAUGUGUAAAACAAAGUUGGGAGUCUUAAACCUUUAAAGCAAAUACUGACAGAACCAGUUUUUUUAUUGCUGGUCUGUUUGUUUACACCAUUUAAUUGCUAAUGUAAAUCAUAGAUGUUGAAUGUGAAUAUCUCACAUCAGAAAUCUAAAUGGAACACAGCAUUAUUCUGUGUGGUGAUCAGGAUGUAAUGUUUUGUAAAUCUACACCAAAACACAUCGGUUGUAUUUGGACCCAGCUGCACUUGUGAUAAAUGGCCACUUCUGAAUUUUACCUCUGAAGCAUAAAUUUGCCAAAAGAGGGCUAAGACACCGAAAGAUUUCAUAGGUGACUGAUGUGCCAAUAAAUCAAAAAUCCGCUCAUGCAACGAGAGCAUAAGUUAUAUUACCUUCUAGUGGCAUUGGAUUUUUUACUCAUGAAAAUUCAUUACAUAGGUGUUUUUUCUUUCCUUUCUUGUAUUAAUGUGAAGGACAUUGUUUGUGAUCCCAUCCCAGAUCCUGGUGUGCUGAAACAUGGUGACAUCGUUGUAUGUGUCAUGGGAAACACCGAAUGAAUGUAUCGUGUUAAAUCAAAAUAUCCCUGUUAUGAAUCCACUGUGUCAAAAUUUGAUUUUAAAGCCGAAAAAGUCGGCAGCGCAAAACAAUCACAAAAAUACUUAUAAAUAUUUUAAAAUUGCAAUAUGCUUACAAAAGAUCUGUAUAGUUCUAUUUUUAUUGAUGUGAAAUUAAGAAUAUUAGUCUGCCGAUGUGCAGAACAUAUUUUCUAAGAGUCGUAAGAGGUUUCCCUUGUGUUUUCAAGGUAAACCUCUCUAAUCUCUGUCAAUUGCAUACAAUUCAUGUCAACCUUAUGUUCGUUGUAAGUUGCGGCACCUAUAGUGAAAUAAAUUGGGCUCAAGCUCACAUGGCCACUGCAUUUUCCAGAUGCUGAUUUGAGAGCAUCAAGCAAGGUCAGUUCAUGCAGUUUGUAAACAAGAGCAUGAGGCCAUUGCCACAGUGGCUUAUGGUGACACUAAAUCUUCCAUGCACCAUCACAGCGUUGUGCUGCUUAUUGUAAUGACUUAAUGAACAUUUAUUUACU
This is a messenger RNA of Triplophysa dalaica, 10018 nucleotides long. RefSeq names its product neural-cadherin. Bases 101 to 8464 code for a protein of 2787 amino acids. Gene Ontology annotation, molecular function: calcium ion binding. Gene Ontology annotation, cellular component: cell-cell junction; plasma membrane. Gene Ontology annotation, biological process: homophilic cell-cell adhesion. The transcript is spliced from 33 exons. Lineage: Eukaryota; Metazoa; Chordata; Actinopteri; Cypriniformes; Nemacheilidae. The record is from RefSeq and is a predicted model, not a curated record.